UGUUGAUGCAUUAUCAGAAGUCAUUAAUUAAAGAGACAUAUCUGUGUAGAGUAAAACCUGGACUCUCCAGCCAUGCCCCACCUGUGAUGUACAGAGAUGAAAGGAUCCACACAUGUAUAUACACGCCCACAUAUACUCUGUGUGUGUGUGUGUCUAUACUGUGUUACCCUGCCAGUCUUCCCUCACUGAUCAUUGUACCUGUUAUCUCUUCCUCCUCCUCCCGCAAUUCUUUCACCUUUCUCUCUCUUUCUUUUUUCUUUCUCCCUCUCUCACUCUUAUCUCGUUUUAUAUUUCUACUAAUACAUUUCUCUCUCUUCGACGAAGGCUCCCGCCAGAAAGUAUUCUCUCACCAACAAAUAUAUCAUUCCACCGUUUCUAUUAUUAAUUUCUGUCCUUCCCACAACCACAAACCACACCAACCCCCUCCUGGUUCUCUUGGAUUUCCCAAAUCUUAAAGACUUCGUCCUGUAUUCUUGGUGAAGUGUAAGGGAAAUAACUUGCAGCACAUCCGGCCCACAGAAUGGUGUGCAAGCUGGACUCCAACAGUUUUCGUUUCCUUUAAUUACUUCCACACAACAACACACCACAUCACAAACUUUAUUUAUUUCUGCUUUCCUGAUUCCCUGAUUCUCCCAGCUUCAAUAUGAACCCAGUUACAGGAGACAAAAUGCCCGUCAGGUAUCGAAUAUUAUCGGCUUUAUUCUAUGGAUGCUGUUCUUUUUUAAUUAUUGUCGUUAAUAAGAUUAUAUUAACCAACUUCAAUUUUCCUUCAUUUCAAUUUCUUGCUAUUGGCCAGAUGGUGGCAUGUCUUUUAGUCUUAUUUAUUGGCAAAGAAUUAAAUAUUGUUAAAUUUCCAGAGUUUACAUCUGAUAUUUUUCGAAAGGUGUGUCCUUUGCCAAUUGUCUAUGUGGUAAAUCUAUUGUUUGGAUUAGGCGGCACCAAAAAAUUAAAUUUGCCCAUGUUCACUGUGCUGAGAAGAUUUUCAAUUCUAUUUACCAUGAUUUUAGAAUAUUUUAUAUUAAAAACUAGAGCCCAAACUUAUGUGCAAUUUACAGUGUUCUUGAUGAUAUUUGGUGCUCUGAUAGCAGCAAGCUCUGAUUUGACCUUUGACCUUAUAGGUUAUAUCUUUAUACUUUUAAAUGAUUUCUUCACCGCUUUGAAUGGUGUUUAUACAAAAAAGAAAUUAGAUGCAAAGGAACUUGGAAAGCAUGGUUUGCUGUUCUACAAUAGUUUAUUUAUGCUUAUUCCAGCGACAAUGAUUGCAAAAUUUACUGGAGGUUUAGAAGAUAUCAUUUCUUUCCCACAUUGGUCCGAUCCUGUAUUUAUUGCUUGUUUCUUAAUGUCUUGUGUUAUGGGUUUUAUUCUUAACUUCUCCAUUGUUCUCUGUACGUCUUAUAACUCCGCUCUGACAACAACUAUUGUUGGCGUCAUUAAGAAUCUGUUAGUUACAUACAUUGGAAUGUUUAUUGGUGGUGACUAUAUAUUCAGUUACACUAAUUUUAUUGGUUUAAAUAUAAGUGUCUUUGGCAGUCUAAUGUACACCUACAUGACAUUUCGAAGUGUACCAGAUGCACCAAAAUCUUCAAAUCAGUUACAACGAGCUUAGUUCCAUUUAGUUAUUUAUUUGAAGGAUGUUUGAUGUCAUUUGACUGAAGCCCAGAAAUUGGUUGGAUGUCUUCUGGAAACCAAUGGACUUGUGUUAAAUUGAAAAUAUUGUUGGUUCCAUUAUUACGAAUCUCAACAAACUUUGACACUCACUACAAUAUUUAUUGAGCAAAUUAUAUUUUUCUUUCUUUUAAUUAAUUAUGUACUGUAUUCUAAGCAAUUUUUCACGGCUUGUAAAUAUCUUUUAUAUUGAUGGAAACUGUUAUCGAAGAUUUUCAGUUCUUCAUUUUUAAAAUAGAUGUGAAGAAAAGCUGGUUUCAGCUUCAAACCUAUUUUCACAAGUGAUAUGAAAGCAGGCCAUUCUAUGAAAUGAAAAUAAAUCCUAAAGACUCUUGAAAUGUGAGAUAUGUUGCGAGAAAGCCAUAUCAUGACAAAGAGAAAACAUUGUUGUAAUUGUAUGUUUGAGAUCUGGAGAGAGAGAGAAAAAAAAAUGACAGCUCUGAACAUGUAUAAAAAUGACAUCAGUGUGUGUGUGUGUGUGUGUGUGUGUGUGCUUGUAAAAACAACUUUGUUCAUAUCAUUUCUUAUCAUUACUUUAUGAAUAAAAGACUUUUUAUAUUCUAAGAAAAGCAUUUUGCUGUGGGUUUACCAUCCUAUUUCAGUGUCGUUGGCUGUCGUUCCAGUUUGAUUCAUACUGUGAUGGCAAUCAAAAGUAUUUUAAGUUGUUACUUUCGUUAAUUCUGUCACCAUUUUCCUGGCGACAAUUUAUGCAUCAAAUUUUCAUAUUGAUAGUCAACUGUAGACUUGUAUUUGUCAUCAUCAUCAUCAUCAUCAUUAUUGACUAACAAAUAUCAAAUAUAAGCUUCAUCAAUGUUACAAACGUAUAUAUAUAUAUAUAUAUAUAUAUAUAUAUAUAUAUAUAUAACAUAACAUCAAUGUUACAAACGAUAUUACAUACUUUAUGGUUGCCCCAGCCUGGGCCUGGUUGCCGUGUUGGUUAAAAUAAACAAAAAAAAAACCUCCCAGACGAAUCUAAAAUUCUUUAAUUCCUAAACACUUGUUUAUUUUUCAUUUGUUUUAAUCUUUCUUUUGAGUUUUCAACUUCCAUGCCAUAUUAGUUUCUUCUAUGAACAACCAAUAAGAAACAUUGAUUUUUCAUUGAUUCCAAUAACGGUGACUGGACAGCUGAUUGAUCUGUGUGAUAUGGUUCCAUGGUUGAAUGGUUAACAAGUUUACUUCACAGUCAUGUGGUCCCAAGUUCAAUCUCACUGUUCUCCACCCGGAGUAAUUCUCUUUUACAUCAACCUGCAGAUGGAAACUGUGGAAGCUUUUUCAAUGGAUUAUCGCUGUAAUUCAAAGAUUCAACCUUGUCAGACACUGUGUCACACUGACCCUUUCAGAGGAUUGCGUUAAGAGUAUAAAUGUCUGUGGAAUACUCGACUAUUUACACAAAAAUACAAUACGUUGGGAGCAGCUCAGUUGAUCAUUUGACCAUACUCUCAUCAUCAUCACAACCAAAUCAACAUCCUCUUCCAUAGCUGCAUUAAUCUGUAUGAGAAUGUGUGUGUGUGUGUGUGUGAGUAGUGACUUUGAAGCCUCAGCUUGCUAGCCUUCAUCCAACAAAAGCUACCAGACUGAAACUUUGCAGUUACUGUCAACCCUCCUUUUGUGAAAGUUUAGUAAACAUGUAUUCUACAAAAAAGUAAACAAAUAUCAAGUCAGUUUGAUGUUAAUUUGUUUUUAUUGUCACUUGACAUUUAUAUAUCUAUCUAUAUUAUAUAGAUAUGUAUAUACACACACACAUGCAUGUACACCUGAUCUCAAAGAACAACGAAUGUUCUCUCUCCUUUUCUCCUUUCUCCGUGGCAUAAUGAAUUAUAAAAUUAUCAGAACUGCUGAAAAUAAGGAAAUAAAUCUAUAUUUCAAUUUA
Molecule: messenger RNA, 3535 nt
Organism: Octopus bimaculoides (California two-spot octopus)
Lineage: Eukaryota; Metazoa; Mollusca; Cephalopoda; Octopoda; Octopodidae
Product: nucleotide sugar transporter SLC35D2
Source: RefSeq, a predicted model, not a curated record